AUUAGAAUCUAUGUCCAAAAAAAAAAAUUAUAAUAAUAAUAAUUUGACGAAAAAAAUCGAUUCAGUAGAUCUGCACACAACGAAAAAUGGCGACCUUCAAGCACGGUAUUUGUCUUCUGAACUCUGUUGCUCAGUUUCAACAAUGUAUCAUCCAACCCUCAAGGGCAUCAUUUAUGAGAUGUUUACACAGUAUCUCAAGCUCUUUAAUACCAACCAAACCAACCAGAAUAUUAGGUGUAACUUCAGCAUCCAAUUCCUCUACAUUGCACACAAGUAGCUUACAAUAUGGAUAUAGAAAUACAGAGUUUGAAAGAGGCGCGCCAAAGAGAGUUGGCAAAGCUAAACUUGUACCACCAAACUGGCUGAAGUACAAUCGUGUUCUGUAUCCACCUACUCCUCUGGGUGGGCUUGAGCGACCAGCUGAAGUGUGUCAUGCUAGGAUGCAGAUUAAAUACAGCACCAAAAAGUUGUGGUACAUUGCACAAAUGAUCCGUGGGAUGUCUAUAGAUGAAGCCAUCAAACAGCUGUCAUUUCACAAAAGGAAAGGAGCUGCUCACAUCAAAGAGGUGUUAGAGGAAGCACAAGAAAAGGCAGUGACUAGUCACAAUGUUGAAUUCAAAUCUAAUUUGUGGAUUUGUGACUCCUUUGUGUCUAAAGGUAUUAUUAUAAAGGGUGUAAGAAAACAUGCAAGGAUGCGGUUUGGUGUAAUCCAAUACAGAUAUACCAACUAUUUUUUGAGACUAAGAGAAGGGAAACCACCCAAGGAUUAUUACCCACCAGAGAAAACUGGCAAUGAAUUAAUGCAAGAUUACAUUAGAAGACAGCGUUCAAGAGUUAUUCAAUAUGGAUUAUAAUUUCUAUUUAAAGUAUUGUACAUUAUUUCUAUUAAAGAAUAAAAAUUUG
Molecule: messenger RNA, 903 nt
Organism: Physella acuta
Lineage: Eukaryota; Metazoa; Mollusca; Gastropoda; Physidae
Product: large ribosomal subunit protein uL22m-like
Biological process (GO): translation
Cellular component (GO): ribosome; mitochondrial large ribosomal subunit
Molecular function (GO): structural constituent of ribosome
Source: RefSeq, a predicted model, not a curated record